Paraglomus brasilianum is the source of this 1182-nucleotide messenger RNA. The record is from the annotation of a GenBank genome assembly. Lineage: Eukaryota; Fungi; Glomeromycota; Glomeromycetes; Paraglomerales; Paraglomeraceae.
AUGUCAGUAACACUUCGUCACAGCAAUAAACACAGAUUAAACUCGGACAACUAUAAAUUAAGAAUUGAUCUUAAUUUAUCUCUGGCAAAACUUGAUUUAUCGUAUUACGCCAAAAUUCCCCGAAUGUCUCGUUGGGUAAAUAAAGUGAACAAAGUUUGGAACAACUCACUCUUCAAAUAUCCUGAACUACCAGAAUUUUCUUUAGCAGAAGAAAAUUUACCCUUUCAAGUCGGGAAGAAGAUUUCGGCGAAAGAGUAUAAUACUUUUCUCGAUCGUAACGAGUCAUCCGGAUACAAAUUUUGUUGGGAUAACAAAAAAGUGUAUGUGGUUGAAUGGCAAGCACAGAGCAUGAAGAUGCACGAGAAAUACGUUCGCUGCGUGUUUGGGGUUAAAAUUUAUCCUAAAACAUUCAUAGGAACAACUACUCAUCAGGCAAUUAUUGCUAGGUUGUGGGUGCGUCAAGUACUCCCAGGUAGUGUGUUAUCUUCAAACACAACUCUAGAGGAAGAGCGACAGCAUUUGAUCUUGUCGCAACAAGAACUCGACUUUCUACUCUUCCAAAUGGAUGCUUUAAAGAAAAUUGGAAAUAAAGUUGAUAAAACAGUCCAAAACUAUCCCAAGUUACCAAAAUUUCUUUUAGGAGAAGAAAAUUUGCCAUUUCAGAUUGGAAAAAACGGUUCAGUGAAAGAUUAUAACACUUUUCUUGACCGCAAUGAAUCGUCCGGGUACAAAUUUCGUUGGGAAAACGAAAACGUAUAUAUUGUCGACAUGGCAAACCAGAAACAUGGAGCUGUCGUAUCGGUGCUUUUUAAAUGGUUUGAUAGACCAAAUAAUGGUGUAAUACAUGGUCAUUAUGACCCAACUGUCAAUGGAAAGAAGAUAGCAGUUCGUGGAAGUAGUGCUCAUGUUCUACUACCACCAACUCGGUAUCCUGGUCCUCCCCCCAGUGACGCAAAGGGUAAUCCCCACGCAAGAAUCAUCUGUGAGGUGGCUAACCCACGAAAUAUCGUUGAUUGGAAUCAAAAAUGCGAGGCGUGGAUGCAUGAAGAUUAUGUACGCUGUGUACUUGGUAUAAAGCUUGAUCACCCAGGAGUUGAAUCUCCUGGUUUCUCUUUCGUAUUGUCUCCUCCGACGCCAGAGGCUGCAUUAUCGAAUGAAUCUUUGAAACAUUCACAACAAUGA